CCUAAUGUAGUCUUCCCUUGCAGGUGCUCUAGCCCCACUAGGCUAGAGCUGCCUUAUAUGUUGGCACUGCGCCAGCGUAGUUAGGAAUUAAGCUUUCUUUCCUCCUUCUCUUUUCCCGUUUCUUGGUUGCAGUUUAGCUGCAACAUCUUCCGAAGCAUAACUCAUAGAGCUAUUACCACAGCAUCUACAGAAACGAUUCCCUACGCCGAUCUUUACUUCCACGUUGUAACCUAGUGUUCGCCAAUGCUACCAAGAGGCUCAAUUAGCAGGACCCUGGCCAUGCGGCUCGGAGACUUCCGUAUUUCCUGAUUAGGAACUAUACAAGUUGGGGAAACGAAGUCACAACACAUUGGUAGCAAAAUGAAUAAGAACGUAGCUCGGUAUGCUCGACCUGAGGAACAUGUUCUCCCUAAAGAUGUGUUAAUAUUCCACUUAAUACCUGUUUGAGGAAAUACCUAAAUGACCAAGUUGAUCAUAAUGGCCUUCGCGGUAUCCCGCCUUCUCUCACUCGUCCUGCUCAUGGGCAUAGCACAAGCUAACCCCCUUUUCAACAAUCUGCAUCGAGGAGCCCCCGAGGGUUUCGUCACAGUGAAAGGGGACAAGUUUCAACUUGACGGGAAAGAUUUCAAUUUUGCUGGAAGCAAUGCAUACUACUUCCCAUUCGAUAGCAACGCGACAGACGUGGAACUUGGGCUCGCUGCCGCCAAAGAUGCCGGGUUAAAAGUCUUCCGCACGUGGGGUUUCAACGACAAGAACGUCACAUACGACCCUCAAGGUCUCCCUCAGUAUGGCGGCGAGGGUGCAGGGGCGACAAACGCGGUAUUCCAGCAAUGGGAGAAUGGUGUUUCCACUAUCGACCUAACCGAGUUUGACAAGGUGGUAGAUGCGGCGACGAGGGUCGGCAUUAAGCUUAUCGUCGCGUUCACUAACAAUUGGGCCGAUUAUGGCGGGAUGGACGUUUACACCAUUAACCUCGGUGGGAAGUACCACGACGAUUUCUACCGCCUACCAACGAUCAAGGACGCCUUCAAGCAGUACAUCGAGCAAUUCAUCACGCGGUACCGCGACUCCCCCACCAUCAUGGCCUGGGAGCUGGCAAACGAGCCGCGCUGCGGCGCCGACAGCGUGCGCAAUCUCCCCGUCAGCGGCACCUGCACAACCUCAACCCUAACCUCCUGGAUCGACGAAAUGAGCACCUUCGUAAAGAGCCUCGACCCGGACCACCUCGUCACGUGGGGCGGCGAGGGCGGCUUCAACCGGGCGUCGGACGACUGGGCGUACAACGGCGCGGACGGCGGGGACUUCGACGCGAACAUCGCGCUGCCGAACAUCGACUUCGGCGUGUUCCACUCGUACCCGGACUGGUGGACGAAGACGGUCGCGUGGGCCGACCAGUGGAUCCGGGACCACGCGGAGGCGGGCAGGACGGCGGGCAAGCCGGUCGUGCACGAGGAGUACGGGUGGAUGACGCCGGAGGCGAGAGAGCAGAACGGCGUCCCGGCUGCUAAUGCGACGAGAUUGGAGGUUGAGGGGGGUUGGCAGAGAAUUAUGCUUGAGGAGGGCAUGUCUGACAUGUUUUGGCAGUUCGGAUUUUCGGGAUACUCGUAUGGGAGAAAUCAUAACGACGGAUUUACGAUUUACUUGGACGAUGAGGAGGCUCAGGCGCUGGUGUAUGAUCAUGCGAAGGCUGUUAAUAGUCUUUAAGCGGUAUCUGGGUUAUAGCCGCCUAUUGCCAAUACUGCCCCUGAAAACAAGGGAUGAGGGGCACCUACCCAGGUACCCAGUUGUAACAUAGAACAGCAGAUUAACUAUCAAAUUCUAAGAACUGAAUAUGUAGGUACCUAUCUUGAAAUCCAGGAAGUCCUGGAUUUUAGCGCAUUGUCCUCUAUACUAAGGAUUUCGAAGAACGUGCAGUUUCCAUAUGUGCCAAACCCAGAGAGGAAAUGCACACAGGGUUUUCAAUGAAAACCCAAUAAUUAG
Molecule: messenger RNA, 1980 nt
Organism: Hypoxylon fragiforme
Lineage: Eukaryota; Fungi; Ascomycota; Sordariomycetes; Xylariales; Hypoxylaceae
Product: glycoside hydrolase family 5 protein
Exons: 3
Coding region: 460-1704 (414 amino acids)
Molecular function (GO): hydrolase activity, hydrolyzing O-glycosyl compounds
Source: RefSeq, a predicted model, not a curated record